CAUCAUAACUUACGCCUACACCCUAAUACACCGUUCGUCUUUUGCGUCAAAUUUCUUUUAUAAAUAACAACUAACAUAUUAUCUUAGGACUAAUAAAUUCAAGGCCAGCUAAACAUUUAAUACGUCAACUUAAUAAGGCCCACUAAAGGGGGAGGGAAAGUGCCCAGCUCUCACAGUUAAAGACCUCUGCUGUUCUCUUCUCUGGCACAAAAGCCACACAUUGUCCAGAGAACAGUUGGCGUCUACUCUAGUCUAAAGAGCUACGUCCGGUAGGAGCCCACGUGCUACUCCGUCCGAGCCAUAAGCCUUCCCCGGAGCCCCGUAGUAAACCAGACAGCUCUUCCGUAACAGCACCUCCACCGGGCUACAGGUCUGAGCCGGGGCGCCGGCGCUGCGGCCUAGAAGCACUACUAAAGCCACCAAAGACCACAUCGUCGCCCAGGACCUAGCAAGGCUACUUCUCCGCAUAAAAAUAACCAGACGCAAAGCACAAUAUGGCAUCUGGGCCGACAGGUAACCCUUACAAUGGGGGAGGUGCUUUCUCCAUAGGCACUUCCACUACUACUAAUUCUCAACUCUCGAAUAACCACAAUAACCUAACUCCUCCGCGCACUCCUUCCCCAGCAGUCGAGGAACCCCCCUCACUUACAGUUGAUGACCCUACUAUUCUAUCUAGCACUAACACUUCUAAUUCAUUAAACCAAGAACACUGGCAGUGCAUCCUCAACAUGGAAGCUCUUGACAAUAUUGUUCUCCACCCGCCCACCCGCAACACUUUCGACUUCAUCCGCUCUCUCCUGAAAAUCCUCGCGUUUAUCUUUUCUUACGGCAUCACUCGCGUUUACGUCGUCAUCUGCGCAGUUCUCUCGAUCAUCUCUCUCAAGGCCCUCACGAUGUUUCUCGCUAUAUCCAUCGCGACCUUCAUCUUCUUCUACCUCCCGCACCGCCACCGCACCAUCGUCGCGAAUCGCAAGGACCCCAGGAAACUAUGGCCGCGCAAGAGGACCACUGAGAUGCCGUUCUAUGUCCUCCUUGUCUGCGGCUCCGGUGGCCACACCACCGAGAUGAUCAAGAUGGUCGAGCGCAGCAUCCGAUCUGAAGGCCCGUACUCGCACCGCCGCUGGGCUGUUGGAUAUGGCGAUGACCUAAGCUACAAGAGGGUAAUGGACUUUGAGCGCCGCCUAAACAGCCGCUUCACCUCGCACAACUUGAACGCCGGCACCUACGACAUCAUGUUCUUCCACCGCAGUCGCGCCGUUCAUCAGAGCUGGUGGACGACUCCCUUCAGCGUGUGCGACUGCAGCAACGACGCCCUUGACAUCAUAACCACCCCGGCCCCCAACCCCACCAUCUCCGAGUUUAAGUUGCCCGGCGUGAUCGUGACGGACGGCCCCGGUACCGGCCUCGUGUUUCUCAUGUGCGUUUACUUGAUGAAGUUCUUCGCUCUCGUACAUGAAGACUCCAUGAAGUGCGUGUUUGUCGAGAGCUGGGCUCGAGUUAACUCCUUGAGCUUCUCGGGCAUGUUGAUCAAGUUCUUCCAGUUGGCCGAUGUGUUUAUCAUACAGCAUCGCCCGCUUCAUCGACGUAACCCCCGCCAUACGUAUACUGGCAAUAUGGUCGUGAUGCCGACUAUCCCUAGUGUGCCUACCGAGUAAUUCUACCGAGGUUGCAUAAGGAAAUAUCGAGUUCAAUACGGCAGAUCAGAAGAGCUUUCUCCGGCUGCGGUAGCAUUGUUGAAUGAUUUUUUUUCAUUCUAUUCAAAUUGCAGUCUCGUAUGGACUAAGGAGCCCACGAUGAUCGAGGGAACAGUUGCAUUUCAUUAAGCAAAAGGGGAAUUUCGUAUUGAAGGGAAAUCAAAUUGGUGUCGAUUAAGGACUGAACUCGUUGCAUUUUCACUGCUGGCUAGGGAACGCUUUACUGUUGCAUGGAAUUUCAUAUAGAAAAAGGGCACGAUCCAUAAUGGCAUUUGUUUGCCGGCUUAGGACUGCCGAUAAUCAUGACCGGAGGUAUUAGGAAUCACAAUUCGAUUUUCGCAG
Daldinia decipiens is the source of this 2036-nucleotide messenger RNA. RefSeq names its product glycosyltransferase family 1 protein. The transcript has 3 exons. Lineage: Eukaryota; Fungi; Ascomycota; Sordariomycetes; Xylariales; Hypoxylaceae. Gene Ontology annotation, cellular component: UDP-N-acetylglucosamine transferase complex. The record is from RefSeq and is a predicted model, not a curated record. Bases 495 to 1655 code for a protein of 386 amino acids. Gene Ontology annotation, biological process: dolichol-linked oligosaccharide biosynthetic process.